Molecule: messenger RNA, 4374 nt
Organism: Cygnus olor (mute swan)
Lineage: Eukaryota; Metazoa; Chordata; Aves; Anseriformes; Anatidae
Gene: RNF168
Product: ring finger protein 168
Exons: 9
Coding region: 960-2792 (610 amino acids)
Biological process (GO): double-strand break repair; protein ubiquitination
Cellular component (GO): site of double-strand break; nucleus
Molecular function (GO): metal ion binding; ubiquitin-protein transferase activity; nucleosome binding
Source: RefSeq, a predicted model, not a curated record
GCCCGCCAGGGGCCGGCCCAGCGCCGCCGGGGAGGAGCGGGAGCGGGAGCCCGCCGCCAGCCGCCGGGGCCCUGCGGCCGUGAGGGGAGCGCGGGGGGGCGGAGGGGAGUGCCGCGCUGACCGCUCCGUUUGGGGAUUCGGAACCUGCUUAGAGCCUGCAUUCAUCAGCCCAGCAGAGGCCCGAGCUGCCCGCUUCGCUUCCUCUGUCUCCGAGGUGGAGCUGCAUCACCCAUCUGUGAGAGGAGCGCUCAUCUGUGAGACCCCUGCGUCGUGCAGCCACCUGCACGCUGUCAUUUCCCGCCUCUCGUUCUUGAAGAUCCACGUUUAGCCUACUUCGCAGGCGCUAAUUUUUCUGUGCACGUAACCAUUAAAAUUGCUUGGUCCAGAAGAGCGUUUGUGGGCCAAGUGAAAAGUCCUUUGAGGAGGGUUGGUAGCAGAAAGGUUGGAUGAUCCCCACCAUUUUAAGUCAUACAAGUCAUCGUGGAAGAUGCUGAAGUGUUGAAUGCAUUGGUUAGUUCUCCGAUUAUGUUUGUGAGUCUGAAAAGUGUUUUGACUUUCAAGUUCCAGCUUAAGCAAAUGAAUGAAUGAGGAAGAACUUUCUCUCCAAGGAAAAACCUCCUCUGAUGCUCAGGGAGAAUGUUGUAUUUCACCUUUAGAAAAUACCAGAAUUAAAUCUGUACUAGAAGCAGCUUUUGAAGGAUGUGCAUAUACCAAAAAAUGGUCUGUUUUGAGGGUUGAUUCAGUGACUGCAAUAUCAUCUGCUAAAUGUGAGCAUAGCUUAUAACUAUUAGAGAAUAAGUGUUGGAAGAAUUUUUACUCUUUCUCCUUUCUUCUUACUACCUUCUUGCUAUCCUCUGAAGUACCUGCUACAGUACACUGGAAGCUACUGUAGGAAGCCCUGCUAUAGUGACUUCUGGUACUGAUGUUAUAUUAGUCCUGUUCCUGAGCUUUGAGUCAAUAUGUCGAAGAAAUCGGAGGCUCCUCUUGCCUUAGCUGACUGCCUGUGUCAAAUUUGCAUGGAGAUCUUUGUGGAGCCUGUGACACUACCGUGCAACCACACCCUCUGUAAUUCUUGUUUCCAGCUGACAGUUGAAAAUGCCAGUCUUUGUUGCCCUUUUUGUCGGCGUCGAGUCUCUUCUUGGGCACGAUAUAAUGCCCGCAGAAACACUCUUAUCAACUGGGAGUUCUGGGAAAAGAUUCAGAAGAAUUAUCCAAAGGAAUGCGAGCGUAGAAUUAACGGACAGGAUUUGGAAGAGGAAAUCUGUGUCCCUCAUCCACAACACCAGCUGAGCAAACCUGGGGAACUGAGACAGGAAUAUGAAGCAGAGGUUAGCAAGGUGGAGGCAGAAAGGCGAGCACAUGAACAAGAGGAAAACAAGGCGAGUGAGGAAUACAUUCAAAGGCUGCUAGCAGAAGAAGAGGAGGAACGCAGACUGGCAGAAGAAAGACGGAAGGAGAUGGAGAAACAGCUUAAACAAGAUGAAGAAUUGGCGUGGGAGCUGAGCAACAGCCUGAAUGACAGUUCCAGAGAACGUGUGCUCAGCAGUCCUUCCCCAGGAGACAGCCUCUCAUGUGCACCAUUCACAGCUAAUUUGUGCAAGAUGAAGAGCAAACCAAGCAACUCUGGAGACAUUCAGAAGUAUCUGUCUCCAAAGCGUCAUCGUACAUCGGGAUCAACUUCCUUCUCCAGAACAACAGAAGGAGGCAGGAGUGACUCUGGCUCUGUGGAGACCAGUAACAAUGAAGGCAGCAGUACUGUGUGGCAAGAUGAGCAAGAGGAAAUGCCAACGUUGUCUCCACAGCUGUCUGGUGUGACCAAGUCUUCCACUGCUCAGGAUUCGUUUUUGGAGUCAUGCAUGAACUACUUAAGUGCCUCAACUUCAGAGGAGACCACCACUGUCAAGCAGAAAAAAUCAGCUGGGCCAAAUUGUCUGGCAGUUGAAGUUCCGGAUACGCUUUGUGGAGUUGCAGAAGGGGAAGGGGCUAGAACAGUUCUUCCUAGAACUAGAGGAGAAGACGGAGUAGAGUUGGACAGUGGCAGUUUAACACAUGUAGAACGCAUAAGCCUUGAAAACUGUGCUGAAACUAGUGCUUGUAUUCAGUCAGCGUCAAAUUCUAUGAUGUCUAACAGCAGAAGUGUGAUACGUGAUCUCAUGAAGGUGGCUGGAAACCCAGAUGAAAAGAUACCAGAGAGCUUGCAGAACACUAUGGAGACUCCAAAAAGGAAAUCUCUGGAACCACUGGCUGAAGCAGUGGUUGACUUGGGUGUGCUUGAUAAGAGGAGAAGAACUUUCCCAGAAACUUCAGGGGACGAAGGGGAGCAGAUAAAUGACUUUGACUUGCAAAUGCAGAAAGCCUUUGAGCAGGAGCUCUAUGAAAGGCGUCUGCAAGAGGAGCAGGAUAGGCUUCUGGCUCUGCAGCUGCAAAGACAGCUCAACAAGGAGGAAAGGUCACUCAAUCGACAAAAAGGCUCUCCCGAUGAGUACCUUCUUCGCACCAAAACACCUCAGUCUGUGAAAGACUCUUCUGCUAGAAAGGGAAGUUGUAAGAAGGCAAAGGACAUGAAGCUACCAAAAAAACAGACUGAAACAAAUCACCGCAAGGUUCGGAAAGGUUCGUGCAAUGAAAACUGGCAGUCUCCUACCAGAGUCCGAAUGAAGUCACCAGGCCUCAAGGGCGGAAACGUUUUGAAUUGUGUCGUUAAUACCAGUGACUCAAAUGAUAUUUGUUCCUUGCCUAAAAAAGAGCAAAAGACAAUCCUUCAAAUGUUUAAAAGCCCUGUUGCAGAGUAGAGCAACAGAACCACAGACACAUGGUGGAAAGGAUCAGAAUUAAAACCAUGGUAGUGCUUUCCCCUGUGUUAGGCAAAGCUCCCUCUAAACAGUUGAAAAGGUGAUGGUUUUGACGGGAUCACUUUAGGCUACAAGAGCAACCAAAACUGUCUGCUUAUUAAAACUUGCAGUGAAUGUUUCUGAGAAGUUUUAAUAGCUCUUGUCCCUAGACCUUAAAAAUUUUAAUUGGCCUCUUCUUGACUGUGGCUUAUUUUCUACGACUUGCAUUUGCAAGUUUGUUUGUUUGUUAUAAUUUUGAGUGUAAAUACUCUUUAGUGUUUAAAAUCUAAAAUAACUGUUGGUCUUAUGUUAGAAUAAGAAUUCGGAGCCUUCUAAGAGAAGGAUGCACAUCUCCCAGAUGUGAAAUGAGAGGUGAGUCUGUAUCUCCAGUAGUCUGCUGACCGAGAUCGAGGCUUCACUCGGCACAGCCGCUGUUCUGUUAAACUGAAGCACGUUACUGGAAUUUGGUCUGUUUGCUGAAUUGCGCUGUUUGCCUGGCAGUUACCAAGGGUAUAACCAGACAGCCAGUCUUGCAAACACGCUCCUUCCCUCCCCCUCAACCUGCCGUGUAGUAGCCCCUUUCUUAGUCAGAGGGGGAAAAACAGAUCGUUCCCCCACAGCCAGAGGCAAGAAUCUCUUAGAGAUGCUGAUAAGCUAACUGGUUGUGGGCUUGUAUGUACUCUGUUCAUUUCUACCUCUGUUAAUUUUGUUUUCUUAGUGCUAGUAUUUUGUAACUUUAUUCUUAUACAAUACUGCCUACAUUUACUGCUGUUUAACUUUCAUAUGCAAACUGUUGAGUCUGAUUAAAAGCAUAUAUAUUCAAAAAUUAUUAGUCCAGGAGACAGUUACAAAACCAAAAACAAAAACCAAAAGGGGAAAAGCAAAUGGAAACUGGAGUUGUCAGUAAUGACUUAACAACCCUAAAGAUUCAUUUAACUUUCAACUGGAGUUCAGCUACCAUGCCUGACUGUAACUGUUGUGGCUUGGGUUGUUGGUUUUUUUUGAGGACUACCAAAUACUGUUUUCCAGUUGGGUUUAAAAGUAACAGCACUGAAAGGAAUUACAACCCAGAUGUGUGGGGAAGGUGACAGCUGUGGGAAGUUGGAAAAGCUGACUAGCUGCUAGUCAGCAGAGGAAGUAUUCCUGUUAUAUUGUUUUGUGUACUGCUGUUGUGAAGCCAUCUCUUGGCCUUUCUUUCCAUGUAAUGAUAUAUUUCUCAAGUAUAUGUUUUUGAAUGAGAGAAAAACGCCAACCUAUGCUGCUGAAAUAUGCGUGCUUAUAACUGAAGGUAGGAAGUGUUUCAAAUGUGUACUUUUUUUGGAACGUCAUGGACUCAUGAAGUCAUGGAACCAUCUAUGAACUUUCAACUGGGCUCUGAGAUGCUUGUAACAAAUGUUUCAAAGCAGUAACUUCUGGUGUUUUUUAAGUUAACUAAAAAAAUUUAUUGAAAGCAUAAACUGACCCAAAAAUGUGAUUUUUUUUUUUCUUUGCUUGCAUGUCUCUAAUAGUGGUGGGUUUCUCCUAAAUAAACAGCCUCUUCAAA